CAUAUAGAUACUAAUUGUACAAAAAAAAGAAGCAAAGAAAUAUUACCCUGGUUUCGUGCUUUAUAGUUGCCAUCUCCGAUUAAUCCUUUUGUGUUCUUAAGAACUUUGAAGGAUAAGAAGUGAAAUUGAAAAACGAAUGUUAAGUAUGGAUUAUAAAAAUGAGACUUUGCUUAUAUACAAAUUCAAGAGAAUCCAAAUGGGCAACGUUUAGGUCACCAGUUCAAUAAAUCAUCAUCAAGUCAGGUAAGGUAUUAAUUAACCGCUACAAAUUAAAUGAAAAAAUAAACAUUUCGAAGCACUAAUUGUCUAGUUAGUUUCUCGAUGAGAGUUUUUUUUUUAUAUUUAAAGGAGGCAAACCGCCAAACAAUUACAGACUCCUAACGAUUAGGAGCGUAAAACAGGACAAACCAAAUCAGAACCAAACCAGGGGAUCGAAUAGGAAGUACAGGGGAACACAACCUAAUUAGCUUCGGUUCUAGAAACUUGUCUAGGAAAGCUGACUCAUAUCAUGUCUUCUCUGCAAAUUUUGUCAAGCUCCAAUGGGGGAUCGAUUAGCUCAUACGUACCGAAGGGAUAGACGAGACUGUGCUUCGAGAGCCAGUCUACGAUACUUAUGCACUAAUCAAACCAUCCAUUCUUUGGUCAACAUUCGUCUGAUAGUGCCCAGGAUUGUUGCAUACGGAUGCACUCUGUCGUUUCUCUUAUCAAUGAGCUCUAGAGCUAACUUUGGGUCGGUCUCAAGAAUGAGGAAGCGAGAACCCUUCUUCCAAGCCAACUCCAAUCCCUACAAAAUGCCCCAUAAUUCAGCGAAUAAAGCUGUACCAGAUCCAAACUUGCUGCAGAAUUCUCCAAUCCAAUCUCCAUCAUGAUCUCGGAGUAUGCCCCCUGUCGUAACCAUUCCUGGGUUGCUCUGCGCUGCGCCAUCUGUAUUCAAUUUGUGCCAGCCUUGAGGGGGUUUAAUCCAACUAAUUAGCUCCUCCACUCUUGUCUGAUUCACAUUCAUUGAGGAAGACUUCGGAGCUGGAUUCCAAGCUUUCACCCACUCCGAGGCCUUAGCCACCACAUAGUGAUGCAGAGUGGAGAUAGUCAGCUUCACCCCUUUAAAAAUCCUCUCGUUCCUGCACUUCCAAAGGUACCAAAGGAUUUGGCUGAAGAAACUAUUUCAUUGGCUAGGCCAAUUUCCAGCUGAUUCAUACAGAGUGUUGGUCUUCAUCCAGGUAUCAAGAUUGUUGUUGAAAAAGCUCACUCUUCCUCGUUGUUCCAAAAUCCUGUUCCACACUGCCUUGGCCCUUCCACAAUCUCUUAAACAAUGAAGAUUGGUCUCUCCCGUAUUCCUGCACUCAAGGGCACGAGUCGUUUCUCGAUGAGAGUUAGUGAUUCAUUAAAAGUGAAAUAAUAAAAGCUCAUGUCCAAAAUCAUAUCCAUCUAAACAUAACAAGAUUACUAAAUCAUGGUUCAAUAAAUUGUUAAGCGCGAGAUGAAUAUUUGAGACUAGUUUAUGUGUAGCCUAAGCAAGCCUAAGCGGCAUGUAGGGGGUGAAAGUUUGUCCUGGAAGACCCACUGACACGUCCCGUCCCUAAGGGUCGGGACGGUUCAAAUGUCUACAGGGACAGAUUAGGGGCGGGUCAUUUGUUGACCCUGUAAGGGUCGGGACGGGUCGGGACAACUUAGGGACGGAUCACGUUUUGACCCUGUGACCCUUAGCAACAACAAAUAUCUCAUACUUCAUUGGACCUUUUUGUAAAGUUUUAAAAGUUUAGGCACUAAUUUGUAAAAAUAAAAAAUCUGGGUACCAAAACGUAAUUUUACCAUCAAAAUUUAUGGACUUAUUUGUAAAAAAAUAAUAUUUAGGUACUAAAUUGUAAGAGAAAAUAAUUUUGGGUACUAAAAAGUAAUUUGUAAAAAAAGUAGUGUGUAAAUUAGAGUCGACCCACUGACCCGUCCCGUCCCAACCCUUGAGGGUCAGACAGGGUCAAGAAGGAGACAGGGACGGGAAGGGACGGGACGGUUAUACAUCUUGAUCCUUCAGGGACGGGUCAGACAGGGAUAGGGACUAGGGAUGGCAAUCAAACCCAUGGCCGCGGGUACCCGACCGCCCCGACCCAGUCAACGCGGGGAAUCCCCGCUUUGACCGGGUAUGGGGCGGGUAUGGGUAAAACCCGCAAAAAGUUUGAUGGGUAUGGGGCGGGUAUGGUUUUAGCCUCCCCCGCCCCAUACCCAUACCCAUACCCGCCCCACCAAGAGAAUUUCUUCACAUAUCAAAAAAUAUGUGGAUUAAAUUAUAAUCUAUCAAUGAUGAUAAUGAUAACUCGAGAAAAUAAAUAGUAGAAAUGCAAUUGAGUAACCACCUUAAACAAAACCUAAUUCAUUUUCCUCAAUUCUCACUCCACUCUUUCACUUUCCCCCUUGUCAACAAGAUUAUGAUAGUUAAUUAUUACUUAGUAAAUGUAUCAAGAGUUAGAGCAUAAUAAUUUAAAAAUAUUAUAGCCUAUAUUAUGUAUUAAUGGAUGUUUUAGGAUCAUAUUCUUUGAAUCGUAUUUAGAAAAUGACCGUGUUUUGUUGACUUCAUGAUAUAAUAGGUUUAUUUAUGGUUAUAAUUAAAACUUUUCUUGUAAGUUUUAGGUAUAAUAAUGUUGGAUGUACGGGGAUGGGUAUUACCCAUGGGUACCCGAAACCCACGGGUAUGGGGAUGGGUUUCCAAAACAUUUCCCCGCAUGGGUAUGGGGCGGGUAUGGGUUUGGAUAUUUGAAGAUGGGGAUGGGGAUGGUUUAGGCAAACCCGCCCCAAACCCGACCCAUUGCCAUCCCUAAUAGGGACGAGACAGGCAAAUUUUCAGCCCUAGCGGCAUGCGCUAGAAGAAGAUAUAGAAUUUGUACUACAUGUGAAUUAAUAGUGGUUUAUUAUACUUUCACAUUUUAAUCCAAAUAAUUAAUAACUUAACUCUUCCCAACAAGAACAAUAAGUAAGAAGUUUAUUGAAUUAUAGCUUAAUAUUGAAAUAUUAAAAAUAUUGAGAUAAUAAAAAUGAGUUUGUAGAUUAUGUUAAUUUCCAUUCUUGAUAUUGUCAGCUUAACUUAGUGUUUUUCUUUUAUGAUAAAUUAAAAAAAUACUCAUCGUAGAUGUAAAAUAGUGAUAACAGAAUGAAUAAUUAAGUGUACUUAGUUAAAAGAUCUAGUCUUGCACCUAUUCAAAAUUCCGAUGGGUGAAAAUAUCACUCAAGACAAGUGAAAAUAGAGAAAUUAUGUUGAGGCCAAUCUAAAUAUGACGAAGAAAGAAUGGGGCACGACGAAAAUAAUGUAUGUAACUCGUUCCACUCUAUGUACGUCGAGUAAAUAUCUGACAAAUCAAAUUCAAAAUUGCCAAUCUCUAAUGUCAAGUAUGGUUGUGUCAUGUGUGAAUUCAAUUUUAUAGUACUAAUGCUAGUUUUAUACAAAGCAUAGUGCCGCGUUAGAAUCUUAAUAUUAUACCCAUUUUUGGCAUACAGGACACAUUUUUUUACAAAGCUCACUCUCCGAGUCAAUCCUUCCCACUCCUUCCUUCCUCCGAGCCAAAACCAAAAUGAAGACGGCGGAGCUGGUUUUCGUCCCAUCCCCCGGCGCCGGCCACCUCUUCGCAAUGCUCGAGCUCGCCAAGCAGCUCGUCAGCCGCGACAGCAGACUUUCCAUCACCGUAUGCAUCAUGAAACGACCCUACGAAUCCGUAGCUCCCGGCUUCACUUCCCACUCCCUGGCCCCUGAUCCCAAAAACUCCAACCAGAUCCGAUUCGUCGACCUCCCCGCCGUCGACUCCGACCCGAACGCAACCCCUGGCCAGCUCCUCCUCUCCCACAUCGCCGCCCACAAAGUCCACAUCCGAGAAAUCGUUUCGGCCCUCACCCAAUCGGACUCGAGACUCGCCGGCCUCGUGCUCGACAUGUUCUGCACCUCAAUCGUCGAUGUGGCCAACGAAUUCGGGGUUCCUUCCUACGUCUUCUACACCUGCGGCGCCACUUUCCUCGGGUUCAUGUUCCACCUCCAGAAUCUCUACGACCGGCGGGAAAUCGAUCCGAUUGCGCUGAGGGACUCCGACGCCGAGCUGGAGAUUCCGGGCUUGAUGAAUCCGCUCCCGGGGAAGAACCUUCCUUCCGAUGCGGUGGAGGAAGAGUGGCUCAAAGUGCUGGUCGAAACCACCAGAAGGAUAAGAGAAGCCAGGGGUAUUAUCGUAAAUACGUACCUCGAGCUCGAAUCCUACGCCGUCGAUUGCUUAUCCAACGGUGGGACUCCUCCCGUUUACCCGGUCGGUCCGAUUCUGAAUCUGAGAGGGGAAGGUCACGAGACGAAGGAGAAGAACGAAAUCAUCGAGUGGCUGGACGCUCAGCCGCCGUCUUCGGUGGUUUUCCUCUGUUUUGGGAGCUUGGGAAGCUUCUGCGAGGAGCAAUUGAAAGAGAUCGCGACGGCGCUGGAACGCAGCGGCGAGAGGUUUCUGUGGUCUGUCCGCCGAUCUCCAGAGAAAGCACCAGCAAUGGAGGUUCUAAACGGAAACGGCGCCGAUUCGUUCGGUGAUUUGCUGCCGGGAGGAUUUCUGGAGCGAACGGCGGGGAGAGGGAAGGUGAUCGGGUGGGCGCCGCAGACGGCGGUCCUGGCUCACCGGUCGGUGAGGGGAUUCGUGUCGCAUUGCGGGUGGAACUCGACGCUGGAGAGCAUUUGGUUCGGGGUCCCGAUGGCGGCGUGGCCGAUUUACGCGGAGCAGCAAUUGAACGCGUUCAAAUUGGUGAAGGAGAUGGAGUUGGCGGAAGGGAUAAGGAUUGAUUACCGGAGGGACGGCGGGGUAAUCGUGACGGCGGAGGAGAUCGAGGGAGGGAUCCGGCGGUUGAUGGCUGCGGCGGCGGAGACGGAUGGGAUGGGGAAGAAGGUGAAAGAGAUGGGCGAGAAGGGCAGAGAAGCGUUGACCAAAGGUGGGUCCUCUUACUCUUCUAUGGGCCGUUUGAUUGAGGAUUUGAUGGAUAAUAAUAAGAUUAUGCCGUGAAAAUCAACGGCUAGUAUUUGUCGGACUUCAAUCAUGGUAUAAUUUGAGUGUCGUAUGGACAAUCCUACACGAACUAGUCUCAGCCUGAUGGAAAAUAUUUGUUGGCACAACAAUUUUUUUUAUGAAUGAUUUUGUAUUUGUAAUUUAGAGCUCGUAUACAAUUACAUCCGAGUUUUACUUGAGAGAACGUUACAACAAUAAAUGAAAGAAAAUCUUUAGCUUAUGUCGGGGAGAAUAGCUAGUAGUGCCUAAUGUUGAUUCAAAUCACCUUUCGCCACAUUCUAGUUUAUGCAGAAUCGGCAAAGCAUUUACUCAUAUGCUUUGCCUUUUUCAUGCUAGUUUAUCAAUCCGUCACAUAAAUAAGCACAUGAGGUUGGUCAAUCAAAUGGUUUUGCAUUGUUGAGUUGGUCAAUCAAAUGAUUUUAAGGAUCAUAGUUGGACUGAUGAAAAUAAAGAGUGUUAGUACUUUGCCUGCUCAUGAGGAGAGGAUGUGACAUGUGAGAGGGAGACGAAGAGAUCAUAUUCGAUUGGAAAGGUACUAAUGUGAGCAUGAAGGUAAGAAAAAGAUUUAGGGUUUGUUGUUGAUGAUAUGCUGAAUGUUAAUUCUCCAACGACGUUGGGGUCGUCAAUCUGAGGAAGGCUACUGCAUUUUCAAAACAUCGAGAUUUGUUGCUAUAUGCAACAAGGAAGUAGACGAGAGUCGAGAAGACAAGCUGAUUGUGAAGUCGAAACCAGCCUCCUUUUUCCACGACGAGAUAGAAAGCCCUUAAGAUAUAGAGAAACAUACUUAUAAUAGUGAGUCAGCAACCAAACACAUCUCAAAAAGAGACUGAAGGAAGAAGAUGACACUGAAAAAAAAAAAGAAAAAAAAACAGAGGCAAAACAUACAUAAUGGAAAACAUGCAACAAAAAAAAGGUGAUCAGAGAACUAAUUUUGGUUGCCCCACGGAAAAGGAUGAUAUUUACCUGCAACCAAGUUUGCAGGCUCCGGCCUACAACCUCUGCAGGUGGAGGUAUACUAUUUGUUGAGUUCCUUUCUUUUUUUGUUUGCAAUUAAAUGUUAACGAAAGUCGCUUUUCUUUUUUGUUUGCAAUUAAUAUCUUAAUUACCAUCAAUAAAACAUGGCAAGAUCACUUUAAAAGAAAGUGAACCGAAGUACGUGGACUUUGAUCUCGACUACUCGGGUACGUAGGUAACCAAUUGGUUCAAGUCCGACUAACAAAUAUUCUCAACAAUUUUAACAUGUAAGCGUUAACACUUCAAAUCACACCUUUUUUUAAAUCGAAAUAUGUGGACUAUGAUCAACUUGUAUUUUAAUAAAUACCUAAUUAAUUA
This is a messenger RNA of Linum trigynum, 6338 nucleotides long. The record is from the annotation of a GenBank genome assembly. Lineage: Eukaryota; Viridiplantae; Streptophyta; Magnoliopsida; Malpighiales; Linaceae.